Molecule: messenger RNA, 1862 nt
Organism: Lactuca saligna
Lineage: Eukaryota; Viridiplantae; Streptophyta; Magnoliopsida; Asterales; Asteraceae
Source: the annotation of a GenBank genome assembly
CGGAGGAUCCGGGGGGUGUACGUAACGUGUUGUGUCAUCUCAUCUAAAUCUAUGUUACGUCAGGCAUCGGCUAAAUCCUGACCGUCGAAGGGAAAUUAUUACAACAAACAGCGGUAAAAUUAUCUGGUACGGACCAAAUCCAACGGCCGUAAAACAAGCAACGAGAGGUGUGAAGAGGAAAGAGAAAAUGCGCUAAGGUUCAGUUUCAUUUCAUACAAUCGUGAAAUGAUCUCUUCGUUUUCUCAUUUCUCUCUCAUCGGCACUUGCGAUUGUUAAAUUUCAGCUUCCAACUCUGAAACCCUAAGAUUUGAGAGCUAUAAUCGGUUCUCUUUUUCGUUUAUUAUUGAUUAAUUUAAGAUUUAAGAUAGAAAGACCUAAAAAGGGGGAUUCUUGAUUUCCCGAAGGUGCUGUCGGCUAAGUAAGGAAUUUAAGGAGAUUUCUCUUUGUGUUGGAAGUUCUAAUUAUAAUUUCCAUAUAGAAUAGGGCUAGGGAUUUGCGUGUUUGGGAAUAUAUGGGGUUGGAGGAUGCAGAUCUCGUAGACGAUGGAGAUGCUGCCGGAGGAGGAAAAGCUGCUUUGUCGGUUUCAUGCUCGAUUUGCCUCGAGGUUGUCACCGAUAACGGAGAUCGUGGUUGGGCAAAGCUCCAAUGCGGCCAUCAAUUCCAUCUGGAUUGCAUUGGGUCUGCAUUUAAUGUGAAGGGAGUAAUGCAAUGCCCAAACUGUAGGAAAAUUGAGAAAGGUCAAUGGCUUUAUGCAAAUGGUUGUAGACCAUAUCCUGAGUUCAGUAUGGAUGACUGGACACAUGAUGAAGAUCUGUAUGAUUUAAGCUAUUCUGAAUCAUCAAUGUGGUGCCCCUUUGGUGGAUUUACUCGGCUUGCUGCCUCUUUUGAUGAAGGGGAAUUUCCAACGACUGCAUAUCAUGAUCUUCUUGGACAACAUGCGAUCUUUACUGAACAUGCAGCUGUAUCAUCUGCUACUCAUCUGUGUCCAUACAUUGCAUAUGUUCAACCGGUUCAUCCAUCAUCAUCAUCAUCUUCAACAUCCAGUGCAAGUGUGGGUGAUGGUCAUGGUCAUGGUCAUGGUCAUGGCCAUGGUGGGACCUACAACAACCAAUGGAACAACAGCCAAUCAGCAUCAAGUGAGAUGCCAAACUCUUAUGGUCUCCCCACCAUGGAUGUCCGCUAUCAUACCACCCUCUUUCCAACUUCAACCACCCGUCUAGGUGGUGCUGCUGCUGCUGCUGACCAACCCUCCAUGUCAUCUCUCAUGCCAAGAAGGCCGCUUAGGAGUAAUGCUGACAUGCCAAGAUCUGGGGGCUCUUAUGUCCAUCCAUUUCUUCUCGGCCAAAGUUCUAGUGGUAGAGCUCCAAGUGCGGUCGGGUCAUCAAUGAUUCAUCCGUAUCCGGGCAGCGCUGCCCGGGCACGUGAGCGGUCCCAGGCUCUUCAAGCCUAUUUUCAACAACCCAGCAAUCUACCGGGCUUACGCACACCGAUCGUCUCCGGUUCCCGGAGAUCCAACAACCCGCCACAAAUCGGCGGUCCGGCAGGGUCAUCCUCCGACCAGCUCCGUGGCGGCGGUGUCUAUUUCCUCCCGACUUCCGGUGCCGGUGGUGGUGGUGGUUCGUCAAACGGUAGAGCCUUUCAAGAAGCGGAAAGCUCAAUGCAGCCUAAUCCGUUCCACCAUGGAUGGGAACGGGACCCACAUGCCGGAUGGGGGUUUCAUCAGGCGGGCGGCGGCGGUGGUGGUGGUGGUGGUGGUGUUUUCCGGCAGAGGCAUGGGUCAGAUAGGACUCCGGGACAAGGGCAUUAUCGGUCGUAAUUUAUUUGUGGUUGGUUUUUUUUUUUUUUUUUUUUUUUAAAUGAUG